Messenger RNA from Neocloeon triangulifer, 6396 nucleotides. RefSeq lists its product as uncharacterized. The coding region runs from base 459 to 5150 and encodes 1563 amino acids. NCBI's taxonomy places the organism in Eukaryota, Metazoa, Arthropoda, Insecta, Ephemeroptera, Baetidae. The transcript is spliced from 11 exons. Gene Ontology annotation, biological process: proteolysis. The record is from RefSeq and is a predicted model, not a curated record. Gene Ontology annotation, molecular function: protein binding; cysteine-type endopeptidase activity.
AAUUUAGCCCGGGCUCGGUUAGGCUUUUGGAUCGCCCUCAAUAAUUUGUAUAUUAAUUUAAGAUUUUGAAAAAUAUGUUUUCCUGACGUUUUAUUCUUAGCAAAAUUCAAUGUAAUUUUGUAAAUAUCAUUUAAACAAUUUAUAUCAUUUGUUCAAAACACCCGUAAAAUGAAUAGGGUGCAAUAAAAUUAAAGAAUGACAAAGAUAAUUACUAUCAACAUAACAAUAAUUACAAGAAAAAUCUAAUCAAAAGAGAAAUAAAUAACGAGUGAACGUACAGCCGCGAAUUUUCGUAUCACAAAUGAGAUUAGAUAGAGAUUAUUAGGGACCGUUUCAGGUCUCUUUACUUGCACACGUAUAGAGCCAAUCAUUGUUCGAAAGCAACUGUCAGAGGAGGGUUAAGGAAAAGCUGCUGAUCAGUCGAUUUUUUGUAUGGAUUCGUUUCAAAGCUCUUUACAAUGCCAGUAUCAUUGACUUUAGAUAAAACUCUUCAGGAUGGAUUCGCCCUCGGCUCCCCUAUAGGGCCGGCGAGACUCGGAUUCUUUGAGACUGACGGCGGCGAGCAAAACGCGGACAAUGUGUUUGUUUUUGUGGCACACUAUGAUUUUAAAGGCGGUGUACAGUCCUGGUCUCGGCCUGGUGACGAAAGAGAUGUAGAAAGUCUGAGGGAAACUUUUGCUGAUAAAAGGAACUGCAGAUUCCGCGAGUGGUUGUCGCCAAAGAAGGAAGACCUUUUGGCUCUGCUCGCUGACGAACAAAAAAUUAAAAGAUACUUUGCCUCAGAGGAUUUGGCGCCGUCGGUGUUCAUUUUGUAUGUUUUAUCUCACGGAAAUGAAGACGGAUUGAUUUACACAGACAAACUUCAUUACCUCGAUCAAUAUGAUACUUUCAACGCUAAGGAUGUUUUUGAUUCACUGCAACAAAUAUUUCCUGAAAGCCUCAAAUUCGUUUUUCUUGGCCCUUGCAGAGGAUCAUUGGAGGAUAAAGUUUUCAAUCCUAAUGACGGCCAGGUGGAAAGUAAAAUCUCAAGCAGAGUUUCAUUCGAACCACGAAUGCGCAAUCUGGUCAUCUUGUAUUCAACCGUGGAGACGACAAAAGCGAAGCGGGACGACGCAGGCACUUGGCUGGUUAAGUUUUCGUGCAUGCAGUUGAACAAAAUGAGGGAAAAUGAGAGUGUUGUGAAGUUUUUGACAGGCGUUCAAAACAGAAUUCACUUAGAGACGACUACAUUUCGCAAGGAAGGACAGACGCCCGAAUUCAAAAUUAAUCCGCAAGACAGAAAAUUCACAUUUUCUUCUCUUUCUAUUGAAUUUUUUGAAAAUGAUUCACCGAGAGAUGGAUCGGACGCCAAAGGGGCGAUUCACAUCUCAGAACAUUCACAACCUGAGCAGCCGCGAUCGAUUUACUUUGAUUGGCGGAAUCCCAUAUCAAAUAAGCUGCUUAGAGGCAGGCGGGCAGUCAUUUUCCACCAAGGAAGCGAGAAAAGCGAUGAUAUAGAGAAAAUUGACUCUGCUCUGAUUAAAAAAUUUAACUUUGAGACGAUCAGGGUGAAAAUUGACAACGAUGGAUUGAAUCAUUACCUAAGUAAAAGAGAAGGAAACAAGUCGUGGGAAGAUUAUGGUUGCUUUGCUGCCUUCAUUUUUGCUGAGAUCUCGGAACCGGAAGAUGGAGAAAUUUGCAUUUGCUUAAAUGAAAAUGAAAAGAAGCCGAUCGGCGAGUUAAUCCAUGGAUUGCUCGGACCGCGAAAUGACGACUGCAUAGGAAAACCCAAGCUUUUCUUUUUUCUUGAGCAACAACAUAUUUAUACUGACAGCACAUUGAUGGAACAAAAACCGAAUUUUGAAUACAUGCGGGCCACCAAUCACAGCGGUUGGCUCGUCUGUGUCAUCCGAGAUAAAGAUACUUGCCAGGCGUUCUUAAAAAUGUUUGAGCAAGAGGAAAUGAAUUUCGAUUUAAAGAGCUUGCAAGAAUUUCUGGGUGAUUUGGUCGUGGGAUCCGGUACUGGUCAAAAGGUGAUGCUUGUUUCAACUUUGCCGCACUUGUUGCAUUUUCCAGAGUUAAAAAGAAAUUUUAUUGAACCCUACUUUGCCAUGCCAAGAGGCAGUUACUGGAACAACACACAUGAUAUAAUUGAAUACAACACGUUUAUUGAACAUGCAAAAAACCUUGAAAUGAAUCGGAUUUGGCUGCUGUCUUCAGAUCCAGGCUCUGGAAAGUCAACAGUGUUGCGUGAAAUUGCAUUUGAACUGCAAAGAGAACUAGGAGGUGCAUUCAAAGUUUUGAAAGUCGAUCUUUCUCAAAUCACACUUUCCUCGUCUGGAGCAAUAAGAAAAAAAAGGAAAUUACCGUCUCUUGGCUCUGUCGUCGCUCACGAAACAGGAAAUCGAGAGGAAGAUAUUCAAAACUGGAUCAAAGAAGAGAAAUUAAUCGUGAUGUUUGAUGGAUUUGAUGAAAAAUGCCCCAUUUACAGAGAUCAAGUGCUUGACUUGUUUCUGGAAGCAAUAGAAAAAAACGUUCCUAUUUGGAUUUCAACGCGACCGCACGAACAAGAAGCCAUUCUUGUCAAAUUUGGUGAAAAAAACAAAAUCCGCAUGGCAUCAAUUUUCCCCCUAAACCCGAAUCAGCAGAUUGAACUUUUUAAGGUGACUUCGAAUAAAGAUGAAGAGGAAUGCAAGAAACAGAUGAAUUUUUAUCGCAAAAAUGGAUUCCACGAUAUUCUUAGCAACCCUCUUCAUUUGUCAAUGAUCGCAGAAAUUAGUACCUCAGAUUGUACAAAAGGACCAAACUUGUACGAAAUUUACGAAAAAAUUGUAGACAAAAAAAUGAGAAUGGCGCUGAAAAAUUUGAACCAGAAUAAUGCGAGCUUUGAAGAUGAACUUGUCUCUCGAGUCAAAGAUCUGGAAAAGUUUUCUGCUGAAAUAUUAAGUCAGUGCGGUGAAAUGUCAAUUGAUCCAAUAAAAGGUCUAACAGAAAACAAUGGGCUAGUUACAAUAAUUCAUGAGCAAGAAAAUACUCCGGGUAUGAUCAAUUUUGUUCACCAAACAUUUGCGGAAUUCCUCGCGGCUGGUUAUUAUAUCGAUUGUCUUGAAGGAAAAACGAAAGUGCCCUUUGAUAUAUUCAGAAUUGGUUACCACCAAGUUUGCAAGUUCGUUGUGAUGGGAAUAUCUGCCUUGAAAGAUCUUGAUUUGUUUGUAGCAUUAUUAGGAAAUCCAUUUGAAAAUAAUCUCGAGAAACAAUCAAUCAUCAUGCAAAUCAUCUUUGAAGAAAAUCCUGCAACAACAUUCAACAUUGUCAAAAACGAGAUAACCUUUGGUGAGAGCAGUAGACGUGGAAAAUUUCAUUUUGCCGUAACCGAUGAUAUCUUGAUAAAGGCUUGUGAGAAAAACGAAGAAAUUACUCUUCGCUUAUUGGACAUGGGUGCUUUUCAAAGCGUAAAAGACCCUCAAUCUGUCACCAUCAAAAUGCUCACAAGUAGCAUCAGAAACAAUUUUGUGACACUCUUUUCAAAACUAGAAGAAAACUUCUCCAAAUCAAAAAUAACCUUGAUGGCUCAGCAUAACGAUGAUAUUAAGAAGAGCGUUGUUGAAUCAGCUGCAAGGAAUAACCAGCAAGUGCUGAAAUUAAUUUUUGAAAAAAAGCUUACUAACGCUUGGGUAUUUAAGUCUCAGAUUCUACGCAGUGCACUAGAAAAUAACAGCGUUGAAACUGUCGAGCUUUUAAUAGACUCUGGAGCUAGUACUGCCAAACUAUUUAGGUUGGAAGAUGAAUUAUCUUUAUUCAGUUAUCAUUCUUUAAAAGUGAGCACUGUAGAAGCACUCCUCAAGACGAGAACAGAGCAUCCAGUCAAAUUGGCAGAUAGAAUUUUUAAAAUUAGCCUUUCUUGCACAAAUUUUGAAGUAGCAAAGUAUUUGCAUGACAGAUACCAGGGUCGUCGUAAUCAGCCCGUCUCCUUUUCAGUACACAAAAGUAGCUUGCUCCAUGCAGUAAGCUACAAAAGAGGGCCAGUGAAUAUAUUUUCCCCAGAAGAAGUAAUUAAAAUGAGUUACUGGCUAGUGGAUGAGAUCGGACUAAACGUCAAUGACAAAGAUGAUGAUGGUAUGAACGUCUUACACCACGCAGUCAUAUUGGGAAAUUUGGAGUUGGUCAAGUAUUUUCUUCAAAAAGACCCUGAACUUGUGAAUUCUGUGACAACUAUAGGCGAGAAUGUCAUUCACUUGGCAGCUCAAUUUGAACACGAGCGGCUUUUUGGAAAACGAAAUUUGACCGUGAUUGAAUACCUAAAUCGGUUGAACGGCGAGUUAAUACUUAAAAAAACUCAUGUAAAGCAAACAGCGUUACAUUUUGCGGCAAAGGCAGGGGAUUGGGAUACUUGCAAAUUGCUAGUGAAAUUAGGCGUUGAUCUUGAUGCUGCUGAUAACAUUGGAUGGAAUGCAGCUCAUUACUGGGCUUUCUCAGGAAAUGUAGGUUUUCAAUUGAGAAUAAUUAUUUAUUUGCACGAGAACGCCCCUCAAUUGAUCCAGCAGAGGACGAAUGAUGGAAACACUUUGCUCCAUAUUGCUGCUGAAAAUUUUGCAAUGAAAAAUGAAACAUUUGAAUGGCUGAUUCAAAAGGGUAUUGAUUUGAGAGCAGAGAACAAUCGAGGUUUGAGCGCUUUCAACUUGGCAGCGAUGCAAGGAAAUACUGAAUUUAUCAAGAUUCUACUUGACAACGAUCGGGACCUGAUAAACUCAUUGACCAACGCUGGUGAAAAUGUCAUGCACCUGUUAACAGCUUCUUCUAAGGAACUAAAAGUUUUUGAAUAUUUACAUCAGUUGAAUGGAGAUUUGAUCAAUCAAAAAACAAAGAAAAACCAAACGGUGCUCCACUAUGCAGCAGAACGUGGUUGUUUAGAGGUUUGCCAAUGGCUCGUAGAUAAAAUGAACGUUGAAACAAACGCAGAGGACCAAAAUGGUUGGAACGCUAUGCAUUUCGCUGCUACUCGUGAACGGGGGGCAUUGGAAAUAGUUCAAUAUUUGCACCAUAAAAAUUACCGACUUAUUCUGAAAAAGACUAAAAGAAACGAAACUGUGAUGCUCAUAGCAGAGAGGUGCAAGUCCUCAGGACUUUAUCAGUGGCUUUCGGAAUCUGGUGCCGAUGUUUCUUUAGAAUGACUCAUGCGUGACCUGCGUGUGUGCACAUAUCAUCCGUAGUUCUAUUUAAUCUUUAAAAAAAAAUUAUUUUUCACACAUACUUAUUCAAAUAGAUUAUUAUUCUUAAUAACAGUAUGAUUAAUAAAAUGAUGUUAUGUUUUAAUAUUGAAUGCGUUUAAUUUAAAAUAUAACAUUUUAAUGUCAUAAUUAUUUAAUAUAAUUACAUAAUCAAUAUAAAAUAUAAUUAUUAUUAGUUUGAUGCAAUAAAUGAGAGGAACAAUAAUCAUUACAGAACCAGAGAAAAAUAAUAUGUUUCAAUUAUCACUUUGGAGGUCUCACAAAUAUAUAUAUAUUAUUUUUUUAAUUUUUGUAAAUUAAGAAAAAUUACACGCACUUCUUUUGAAACGCACGUCUGAAAAAUUACGCUACACUAUUGAUAAAAAUGAUCUUUAGAUUAUGCUAAAUAGGUCUAAACACACUCAGCAGAUACUGUACAAGCUUUUCAUCAGCUCUUUUCUCCAGAGAGCGGCGGUGAGAAAUACGAUAAUAUAAUGAUAUAUCCUAGCUCUCGCUUUAACUAUAUUGUUGCUGUUUAUUAUGUGUAUUUAAUUUAUUAUUUCCCCCGUUUUUUUAUGUUAUAAUCAUAAUCUCAUUAUAUAAAAAUGUUAUUGACUCUCUUAAAAAAAUUUCAUGUAGAAAAAUAAUUGCAUGAAUUCUAAAUUAUUGAAAACUUUUCAAGGCUUUGGAAACCAGCGAAAAGUAUGAACAAAGUGAGGCUUAAAUUUUUUAAAUAAAUUAUUGUUAUUGAAACAUAAACUAAAAUUUUAGAUAAAAGUUCAUAGAAGAUAAAAUUGUAUAGUUCUCAUAAUUCAAAUUAGAAAGAUAAAAAUGCAUUUUUAUAAAUUAUGAUGGUGGCAGUCGUUACGGAUCCUUUUUUAUUUACACAAGAUUGUACUAAUUAAUGAAGCUAAUUUUAAGGCUCAAUGAUGAUUUUUUUCAAAACUCUUCUGAACUUCUGAAUGUUCUAUCAGACUCGCAUAAUUUACUGAGAAAUUUACCUGCUGCCGCCGCUGGAAAGAUGAUCAAAUUAAUGGACCUCCGCUUGUCGCCAACCGGGUCGAAAUUUCGCUGUUUAUUUUCGAAAACACUAACUUGUAGAUGAACAGGCACUGAAGUGAAUGGUGAUUUAAAAUCGGCUUUUCAAAUCACCACUCGAUUGUGAAAUUCUAUCACAAAACUGAGUACCAAUGUUUCUUGGCCCAUUUGU